GUAAAAGUUAAUUAACCACUCAGUGUCUGUCUGCCUGUCUGGCGGCUGUCUGAAGAACUCUGCUACACCAUGGACGAUAUUUUCACUUUAGUCAAAGAAGGUAAUUCGAUCCAAGUUCGAAUUUGGCUUGAUAACACAGCUAACGAUCUAAACCAAGGAGAUGACCAUCAAUUUAGUCUUUUGCAUUGGGCUGCAAAGGAGGGCCGCCUCAAUAUCGUGGAUAUGCUAAUUGCACGAGGAGCACGUAUCAAUGCCACAAACAUGGGUGAUGAUACUGCUCUACAUCUUGCUUGUAGUCACGGACAAAAAGAAAUUGCUAUGAGGUUGAUGCAAAACAAAGCCAAUAUAAAUGCAAUUAAUGAACAUGGAAACACACCUUUACACUAUGCUUGUUUCUGGAACUAUGGUGAUAUUUCACAGGAUCUUCUUAAUAUGGGAGCCCAGUUAGGCAUUGCAAAUAUCUUUGAUGAAACACCUUUGGAUAAAGCAAGACCAGCUCUCAGACAACUUUUAAAAGACCGUGCUGUCGAAUUAGCUCGAGAUCUAAAGAAGAUUCCUUUCAAAGAUCGAAGUUGGCUUGGUAGUAAAACCCGCAGUCGAGAUGCUACAUUAUCCAGAUACACUGGUAUUAAGUGUUCGCAACUGAAACUUGCACAUGUUCUUGCCAACACCCAUUCAGGACGUACAUUGCAAGGUGUUUGGCAGGGGAGUGAAAUUGUGGCCAAAGAAUUAAAACUGAGAGAGUGUACUUUAAGAAUGUCUCGUGAUUUUCAAGAAGAAUUUCCUCGAUUAAGGAUAUUCAACCAUGCCAAUAUUCUACCUGUUUUGGCCUGUUGUAAUGAACGUCCUAACUUGGUCGUUAUUAGUCAGUAUAUGGUCCAUGGAUCACUGUAUAAUGUCCUUCAUGGAGAAACAGAUAUUGUUGUUGAUCAAAACCAAGCAUUGAGAUUUGCUCUGGAUAUUGCAAGAGGUGUGGAAUUUCUUCACUCCAUGGAACCCAUGAUACCAAAUAUUGCUCUUAACAGCAAACACGUCAUGAUUGAUGAAGACCUGGCUAAGAUAAAUAUCGAUGAUCCUAAGUAUUCUGCUCGGGAUGUCGCAAUCAAUGGGAUAGACGAAGAUCUUACAGCAAGAAUUAAUAUGGCAGAUUACCGUUUCUCAUUCCAUGAGAAGGGGAAGAUUUACUCACCAGCAUGGAUGGCACCAGAAGCUCUGCAGAAAAAACCUGAAGAGAUGAAUGUAAAGGCUGCAGACAUGUGGAGUUAUGCUAUUCUAUUGUGGGAAAUGGAGACAAGAGAAGUGCCAUUUGCAGACCUUUCGCCAAUGGAAAUUGGAAUGAAGAUUACUCUGGAAGAUUUAAGAAUCAAAAUUCCACCAGGAAUAUCUUCACACAUGAGUACACUCUUGAAGAUCUGCAUGAACGAAGAACCAGGCCGCCGCCCUAAGUUUGACAUGAUUAUUCCUAUCUUGGAAAAGAUGCGACAUUCUAGUUAGACAACAAACACUUUGUCAUAUAUUUUAGAAAAUUAUUAUUCUGAUAGGGAAACAUUAAUUUUUCUGAAAUUAUUAUUGUUGUUGUUAUUAUUAUUAUUAUUAUUAUUAUUAUUAUUAUUAUUAUUAUUAUUAUUAUUAUAAUUAAUUAAAUAUUGUCAUACAUGAAUUGAGAACUAUAUAUAUAUAUAUAUAUAUAUAUAUAUAUAUAUAUAACUAAAAAGAAUUAUCUAUAUACUUUAUGUUUUAUCUACACCCUUAUAUAUUAUAUUACUGCUUUUGAGAAAAUAUUUACAACCAGAAAGAGAUUUUAUAGAGAUAUGUUGAUAUUGAUGUAUAUAAACUGAUACUAAACAAAUGUUGCUAAUUACAACACAGUUGCUAAUUACAGCACAACAGGACUAAAUUUUACUAAUUCUAUAAUUGUGAUUGAUUGCAAUCCAUAUAUUAAUUAAUUAUUCUGGUUUUUUAAUUAUUAUUUUAAAGUCUUAUAGAUCUUAUAUUUAAACUAAAAAAAAAUUUUAAUAUUAUAAAAAAAUUGUUAAAUACAAUUAUUAAAAAUGUCAUCAAAUUAUAAAAGAAUUACUGACAUAUUUAAACUUAAAUUUUUAAAAUGAUUAGUUUUACCUUUAGAAAUGUAAGUGCUGCUUCUUUUAAUUCAGUUGGAAAGGUUUGUUUUUUAAAUUCACACACAUUCAUUUUAUUUGAUGGCUUCAAUCUGGUGUAAAAACUCAACUUCAAUUACAUGAAGAAAUCCAAAUACAUCUUGUUUUCUUUCAUUUGUACACUCAGACACACAUGCACACUUACAUUUUACACAUGCUUCCCGAAAAUUACUUAUUUUAAUCUGGAACCUUCCUUCCACAAUGUUCCAAAUUGGUAAUUCAUUCUUAAUCUGAAACACUCUGGAAAAUGAUUCAAAUCGAUAUGAAUACAACAUAAAUAAAAGUGGUAAUAAAAAUUUUCUUCCCCUCUUAACAUUACCUCUUUAUUUUUUUAGUUAAUUAAUUAAUAUCUCACCUUUCUUAAAGAAAAAAAUUCUAUCUAAAAAAGUAUUUUAAAUUUAACUAAAAGAAAACUAAAAGCCUUUUUCCUCUGCAUUUCAUAAAUCUUUCCUUUGAAUCAUUUAUUUUUCAUUAAUUUUAAAUUUUAAGCAUGUUAUUUAAAGCAAUUUAAAUUUCAAAGAAAGUGAAAAAACUUUAAAAAGAGAAAAAGCAUUUAUUUAAUUAAUAGCCAUGUUAUUUUUCAUGUUUUUUAGAUUUUUUUUAUUUAUUUGCUAUUGUUUCAUUAAUUUUAAUAAAGAUAUUUUUAUCAAAUGCUAGCUUUUAAAACUAUUUUUUAUUCUAAUUAUUUCCUUAAUAGUAGUUUUUAAUUGUUAUGAAACUUAAACCAGUUUUUCUUUUUUUGUUUUUUAACCCUAUUUAACCAUUUUCGAUAUCCAAUUAAGACCACCCUUGGUCUUGUAAUAUAAACCUACCUGAAACCGCCCAUAUUAUAGUCUCCAUUUUGAAAUCAAAAUCUCGUUAUUGAAAUAUAUCAGUCGGUAAAUGUUCAUAAUAUAAGAAGCAUUUACAAAAUUUUAUUUCAAUAUUUAAAUAAAUUAGUUAAAUAUUUUACUAAACAGUUCCUUAAUGCUUUAUUAUUAUUUAAUUUUAUUUCUUAAAAUGUCUCAAAACACAUAGCACUGUAUUUUUAUUAGAAAUGCUGUAAUAGAAGAAUUAAAGGUUAUUUGCUCUGAUUAAUUAUUUUCUGCUGCUGUAACACUCGUACAGAGCUUAACCAAUUCCUAUUGUAGAUUUGAAAUUAAACAUUUGACAAGAUUUCCUAUCAAUAUUUUGUGCCUUAUUGCUACCAAAAUAUACUUUGGCUAGUACAUGUCUUGGAUUUAGACUUCAUGACAAUGCUUUUCAUUUAGUUGGUAGGUAAAAAAAAAUUUUAAAAAACAAAAAAACAUAACAAUGGUGCCAAGUUACAUUUGGAAUAUAAUUUUACAAUUCAUUCUAAGACUGAGAUGUGGAACCUUAAAAAUAAGUCAUGAUCUCUUUUUAUACUCUUUUUUUUUUUUUUGGCUUAAUAAGUGAUCUGUCAAAGUGAUCAAUUUAGUCAGAAUGUGAUGACAACAUCGACAGCAACAAAAUGAUCAAGUUGAUAAA
Molecule: messenger RNA, 3644 nt
Organism: Octopus bimaculoides (California two-spot octopus)
Lineage: Eukaryota; Metazoa; Mollusca; Cephalopoda; Octopoda; Octopodidae
Product: scaffold protein ILK
Biological process (GO): integrin-mediated signaling pathway; protein phosphorylation; substrate adhesion-dependent cell spreading
Cellular component (GO): stress fiber; focal adhesion
Molecular function (GO): ATP binding; protein binding; protein serine/threonine kinase activity
Source: RefSeq, a predicted model, not a curated record